Messenger RNA from Cadophora gregata, 5784 nucleotides. RefSeq lists its product as uncharacterized. Lineage: Eukaryota; Fungi; Ascomycota; Leotiomycetes; Helotiales; Ploettnerulaceae. Gene Ontology annotation, biological process: tRNA wobble uridine modification. Gene Ontology annotation, cellular component: elongator holoenzyme complex. Gene Ontology annotation, molecular function: protein binding. The transcript is spliced from 3 exons. The record is from RefSeq and is a predicted model, not a curated record. The coding region runs from base 1807 to 4299 and encodes 830 amino acids.
AUCUAUAAAGGUAUUAAAGCUAAGAAUAGAAGCUUUAGAAUCGAUUUAGUAUAAUAGAUAAUAUAAUAUCUAGUACAACGUGUCCUAUAUAAAAUUAGUAGUAGCUCGCGUACCGGGCUUACUGCUGACGUUUAUAAGUAGGUUAAGUAGAGGGAGUUGUCUCUAUAUCGUCAGGGGGUCGUCUCUAUAUCAUCCCUCUACAGAACGGUGAGGCGAGAUGGGGCGAGAUGUGUGUGGGUGGUUGGUGGUGGUGUGUGGGGUAAUCCUGGCGUAGAUCUAUGCAGGGCUUUCCCUGCCCCUCUUCUGAGUUGUUCAUUAUCCCGCUCAAGAAAAGCCACUGGGAAUAAGCUGCACUGCGAACCGCACAAUAAUCGCCUAAGGAGAGCAGGCCUUGGGCUGGGCCCUUAUGUCAUGCCUCUCCCUUGAUCUUCAUCACAUCACCGGCCACAACAUGUCCUGAAAGGCUGAACGGGGCUUUGAUACUCCUCAUAGUAUCGAGAUCUGACAUGGAGUCUAGAUUGGGCAAUGGCCAGCACGGCUGAGAGAUAUGCGCAUAAUAGGAGGACUCUUAUUCACAAAAGAAUGGCGUGAUGAGUUGAAAUGUUUAUCGAAUGAUCUCCCAGAUCCUCUCGAUCAGCCUCCAUGGAGAGUUGAGACGAAAAGAAUAUUGUCAUUGGAUUGCAGGGCGAUGCCCGGGCGGCUGGAUGCAUGAAAGUUGUCAGUGAGUGUGUCCCGAUUUGGCGACAUGUUUUGAGACAACCUGAAGAAGCGAGGGGACUGGAAACGGUGAGGGUUCUGCUUUGCGGGGGCAGCCAUGUAGAGGAGGCAGAGCAACCCUAGACAAGCUGAUGCGCAGCAUGCAAUUAAACGAUCGCGAUAAUGCAACCAGCAGAGGCUGGAGGGUAACGUAGAAUCGUUGAGAAGCGGUGUAUGGUGACUGCAUGGGGAAUGCAAAAAAUCGAGAAAGUGGCUUACACGUGACCGUCCAAUAGGAACAUCUCCUUUCUUGUAUCCUUCAUGAGUUCCUCGCAGAGAUAGGCGACUAGCCAUCCGACUGUGACCGCGUUUCCCUUGUCGUCUUUGGCAGGGACCUCGAUUUUGUGCUUUCGCUCGUCGGAGAAGAGCAUUUCAAGGCCGCCACUGAGAGCAGAGUUUAGCGUCGCAACCCCCACGCUUCAGAGCCUGAAAGACACUUACGAGAACUCGACGGUGAGAGGUAUCAUGGUGUUGGACGUCAUACUGGAUAUGUAGGAGGGCCCAGGGGUGGUGGGAGAUGCUGAGCUCUACUUCUGCAAGUAAUAUCAAUGCGAUGUCUAGAAUGUAGGAACGACGUUGUCAUUGGAAGAAGGUGGGCGGUCAGGGCGGUGUGUGGCCUUCUCCCUUAACGUAAUUAAUCACUUGUAAUGUGAUGUGAUGUCCGUUGGUACCUUAGGUAAGUAGAUACUUACUGAGGCAAAAGAAGACUACAACUGUGAGUAUAUCGCAGGAAGUGAUUGUUCUUCUAGCUUCUCUAAGCGUCUUGAUUUUAUUUCUCCCUAGAAAGUUGUGCACCUACGUUGAGCUUCGCAUUUUCAGAUACCCUGGUGGUCCCCUGAAGUAACGAUAAAAUGUUUAGCCGAAAAAUCUUCACUCAGAAACAUCGUCACUAAACCCCGUGACCAGUCCACACAAUAUCACAGGCGCAAGAUCUCUAGGCUGGUAUCGAACGCCAAUUAUCAGGCGGGCGACUUCAAUGAGCUCCUCGAAUCGCUUCGUCAUCCUCUUUUUGCACAACUAUUGAGCUGCUGCCUGGACAUGAAUUGAAAGAUGGCACGAGCCAUCGCGGAAUAUCUGGCGGCAGGGGCUAAUCGACAUCCCUCUGCGGCAGAUUGGGACGUUCUAUCUGGAAUACUGGCAUAUGGUGCUGAUAGAAAUGUUGCAUUGUGGCAUCCUCAAAAUGAAAACUCAAAAGGAGUUCAAACACUUCUCAGCGGCCACACAGACAUUGUCAAUGCUGUCAAGUUCGUACCUGAGUCCCCAGGUCUCCUCCUCAGCGGCUCGGUGGACAAGACCGUCAAAAUAUGGGCCAAAGACCAAUCUUCCCAAAAGUACACAUGCAUCCAAACACUCUUAGAUCACCAAAGUUCCAUCAAUUGCAUAGGGGUCUCAAGCCGCUCUCCCAAAAUAUUCGCCACAGGAUCCGCAGACUCAACGAUCAAGGUGUGGGCUCUGGGUGAGCAGAAUGUAGCGUCACUACAGCAAACGAUCACUAUCUCGCCUCGAUUCUUUCCACUGUCUCUAGCUCUCAGCAACUUGGCUGAUGCGCUUGAUUCCUACGUGCUUGCUGUUGCAGGGACGAAAGAUAUCAUCCAGCUUUACAUCCGAGACUCAUCAAAAAGUUCGGAUUUCAAAUUUCAAGCUACGCUAGCUGGUCACGAAGGCUGGAUCAGAUCAUUGGAGUUCACUCAGGAGAGUUUUGAUCCAAAGAGUGAUCUCAUCCUGGCAUCAGCGAGUCAGGAUAAAUACAUACGUCUAUGGCGGAUCCAUCAAGGAAAGGAGCUACCUGCCGCAGCAGCAACCGCAGAUCCUGCUUUAGGAGCAUUCCUACCCGGAAAGUCUCUGUCUAAUAAAGCGCAUCGAUUCAAGGCCGACGACCUGGAUUUCUCAGCUACGUUCGAGGCACUUCUACUUGGACAUGAAGAUUGGAUUUACAGUACUCAGUGGAAGUCCACUGGUGGCAAAUUACAGCUUCUUUCGGCGUCUGCGGACAACUCACUUGCUAUAUGGGAAUCUGAUGAAGCAACGGGAGUUUGGAUUACAAUUGCACGAAUGGGUGAGAUUAGUGCGGAAAAAGGAUCCACGACUGCAACAGGUAGCACAGGUGGCUUCUGGACUGGUCUGUGGUCUCCUUCGGGUGAAACAGUGGUCUGUCUUGGACGGACUGGCUGCUGGAGGUUAUGGGAUCAUGAUCUUGCAGCUGAUAGAUGGAUUCAAGGCGUCGGUAUUAGUGGCCACACACAAUCUGUGACAGGAAUUGCGUGGUCACAGGGAGGAGACUAUCUACUUUCCACCAGUUCUGAUCAGACAACGAGGCUGCACGCCAAAUGGAAGCGAGACGACCUUGUUUCCUGGCACGAGAUGGCAAGACCACAAAUACAUGGCUAUGAUUUGAAUUGCAUCGACUCGCUGGGAGCAUCGAAAUUCGUCUCGGGAGCGGACGAGAAACUGCUCCGUGUGUUCAACGAGCCCAAAGCCGUCGCGAACAUGCUAAGUAGUCUCUGUGGAUUUUCAAGCUCGCACAUAGAGGAUAUGCCAGAUGCUGCAAACAUGCCUGUUCUAGGCCUAUCCAAUAAAGCCAUCGAGGCAGUAGACGACGACGAAGAAAUUGCACAAGGAAAUCCCAAAGAUCGCAACGCUCCUAACCCUGCCUUCAUCGUCCGCAAAUCGACACUCAGCCAAACCCAUCCACCUCUCGAAGAUCAACUAUCACGCCAUACACUAUGGCCAGAAAUUGAGAAACUCUAUGGACACGGGUAUGAGAUCUCAGCUCUGGCCGCCAGCCACGAUGGGGCUCUCGUCGCCACAGCUUGCAAAGCAACGUCCAUUGAUCACGCUGUCAUCAGAAUCUUCGAGACCGAGCAUUGGCAUGAAAUUAAGCCGCCGUUGACGGCACACUCGUUGACGAUUGCGCGACUCAGAUUCUCGUCAGAUGAUCGAUACCUGCUCAGCGUCGGCCGAGAUCGGCAAUGGGCAGUAUUCCAAAGAGAUGAAGAUGAGUCACGCAAAAGAACAUAUAAAUUGGCAGAAUCAAAUCCAAAAGGGCACUCUAGGAUGAUCCUAGAUGCUGCUUGGGCACCGACUGCAGGAACCGUGUUUGCGACUGCUGGGAGGGACAAGCAGGUAAAGAUCUGGGCGAGGGAAGAAGCAAAUACAGGUGGAUACGUUUGUAAGGCGACCAUUGCGGAGGAUACACCUGUGACGGCGCUGGACUUCAUGAAUGUGUGCUUGCCUGAUGGCCGAACUUACCUCGCGAUUGGAACCGAGGUUGGCCGCGUAAGAAUUUACAGUGUGGGCGUCAAGGAGACGUUCUCUGUGAUCGAGCUGGCAGUCGAAUAUCCAAGGUCUGUCCGUUCUCCCCCGUGUGCAAAAGGAAUACUGACGAAGCCAAGCCCACAUCCAUAUUCCUCAAAACCUAUUACACAACUGGCGUGGAAGCCCACAAGCGGAGAGAAGACCGAGGGUAUUGAAAUGGAACUUGCAAUUGCAAGCGAAGACAGCUGUUUGCGUGUCUACUCUAUAAAUCUAUCUAGCUCUACAUAGACACUUUCAGUUCUUAUCCAAUGCCGGUGCAGUGUUAAAUCCUGCACCAGUCUAGGAAAAAUAGGUAGAGCAGUUGAAAUGCUCAUGCUCUGCAGUCGAAGAAGUGCAACCAGAUAAACAACCAAGGGGAGAUUCCCAACCCACCGCCCGGCUAUGAACAGAGUCCAGGAUGUGUUGAACGCCGGGCCGAUGUUUAAUGAUGCGCAGACCUAUGCAUUCCCAAGAGCCGUUGAGGCCUCCAUAUAGUAUCAUGAUUGAUCAUUACCGUAACCCAACCCCAAAGAAAAUUGCAAUGCUAUCACAUCAUUCCUCAAGUUAGUUUAAAAAGUCCUCUUCUCAACACUCUCGGAGCCAUAACCUCCAACUCCCCCGUUCAAGUAUGCAGUCCCCUCACUCGUUCUCCCUAGAUUCCUCGGGCCCCUCUCACUUAGAUCAUCCUUCAGCCACGUCAACACCAACUCCCCCAAUCUCGAAUUCCCUGUAUCAGUUCCCCUGCCAUCUAACUUGAAUGUCUCAAUGCCACCCCAUUCCUUGACCUUCCCCAAACUCAUGUGUACCAGAUGCGUCGGCCAUGCCGCCAGAUUAUCAAGGAUAUGCGUCGCAUACACAAUUGUGCAUUUCCUGGUUUCCGUCUCCUUCUUCAGGAACCCAAGGAAGUUGCUCCUACUCAGCAGAUCCAAAUCAACGGUAAUCUCAUCCAGCAACAGGAUUCUCCACGGCCUAAUCAAGCCCAUGGCAAGCUGGACCCGUCUGCGCUCACCAUCCGAAACAGCAUGCAUGCGCCAGUCCAAAUCAAUAUCCAGCACCUCCACCAACUCGUCUUUCCGCUCGGGAUAAUGAUCUCCACCAACAGACUUCAGUAGCUCCCGUACGCCGAUGUCUGUUCGCACGAUAGGAUUGAGUACCCAUUCUAAACCGAGAUAUGUGACACCCUCGAGACCAUCUUUGAAGGGGUCAAGUCCGCCCACGGAGAUGGCUCCUGAUGGCGCGAGACGCUUGCCAGAGAGCAGGCGUAGGAGAGUCGUUUUGCCAGCGCCGUUAGCGCCAAUGAGGAGGGUGCGCGACGAGGGCGGGAGGGAGAGCGUGAGAUUUUGGAGGCCGAGGGACCGGUCAGGAAAGGUGUAGGAGAGGUUGCUGACGACGAUUUGGGGAGCGCCCGUUUGGUCGAUGUAUUGGCUUGACAUCUUGCUGCUUCGGGGAGGGCUGUUCGGGAGACGCUUGAGGGAAUGCUGCGAGAAUUGAAGCCAGAGUGAGAAAGGAGAGGCACGCGGGUGUGAAAGUGGGAGCUUUACAUCAGCCUCGAAAUGAAAAUAUUUGGACAUCAUGACGACACCAUGCGAUUAUCUUAUCUUAUCGCCGACCAACAACCCUGUCGAUACCAAGAAUAUUCAUUUGCGUCGAAAUGUAAAUAUAAUACGAAACCGAUUCCGAGCAAUUUAUUUCUGAUUAUAUCACACAAUGGUUAUUCCCUGGAGUAAGCUCCCG